AUGCCUAUUUCAAGGUCAAAUAUUAUACCGUAUAGUAGAUCAUACUCGAGUUUAUUUGAUUUAUUUAGCCCAAUAUCGUUUAAACUGUUUCGUCAAAACAACCCCAAUGAACUAAAAGAACAGUCAAUAUUUCAUACGACCUGCAAGGAACCAGUUAUUAAAUCGUUAAAUGCUCAUUCCAAAGGUGAAGAAUAUGUAACAAGUGAGAAGGUAAAUAACAUAAAUAACAACAUUAGUUCUAAAACGCUUGUAAACUCUGCUAGUACUAUAUUCUACGAUUUAGAUGAUAUUGCUAAAAGACAUUCAUUUCAUUGUAUACCUGAGCUCGGACAAUCUGUAGCAAACUUAAAUUUAUUAAAAGUUAUGAGAAUGAAGAUAAAGCACAAUACAUUCGUUGGGCAACCUAACGCUAUUGUCCAAGAAUGUGCAACACAAAUGAAACCUAAGUUAUUGCCACGUGACAGUAACGAGAUCCGUUCCAAAAAGGUCAAGAAAAAAAUCUCUAAAAAUCCAGUGAUAUCCUCUGAAAUUUUUCUAAGAGAUGACGAAUACGGUCUAGACAAUGGAACCAAUGACUAUUACAUUAAACAUGGGGUUCAAAGACCACAAAAAUUUUGGUCCUAUUCUAAAUACCGUACUGAGUACACAAGAUCAAUGCCGAAAGAAAAAAAGCUAAAGCACAGCAGAGAUACCGGAAAGCACAACGAAGAUCCUUGUCCAUGUCAAUUAUUUUCUUAUGCAUGCCCUUGCACUGACAAAAAGUCACUUACUGGAUUGGCAAAGCAUACUAAGUCUAUGACUAUGAAUAAUCAAAAUACUAGUACUUCAAAAAUUAUAGCUGUUGAUCGCAAAGAUAAUAAAUCAAACAAUAAUAAAAUUAAAAAGAAUAAGCAAGACACUGUGCGAGAAGACAAGCCCACAAAUACAAGCGUGGCAGAGCUAAUUGAAGCAAUGGUUCAAAAUGAAUCUGAUGUACCAAUUCAACAAAAUCUACCAACGUAUGCUCAAAAUAGAGAAAAUAUCAUUCCCGAUCAAGGUAAAGUCCUUAAGAAUAGUAAAAAUAACAAUAAACCGAAAAUUCAAAAGAAACCAAGAAAAAUAUUAUGUCCUAACUGUAACGAAGAAGUUGAUAUCGUAGUUAGUACGAGUACCACAGAAGAAGAAGAAAGUUUAAAAUAUGAGAACUCUAUGAUAAAUAGUCAUGAGAUACCGUCUACCGCAGCGUACACCUAUAGAGCGUCACCUACGACAGUCAGAACUAAACAUACAGAUGAUGAUUUAUGCGUUCAUAAUCCCCCUUGUGAAAUAUUACCUAUAUGUCAGAUUUUACCCAAUGAAUUUUAUAAUAUGAAUCAGAAAUGUCUCAAAAAUAACUCUUCAGUGAAAGCCACUCCACGUGUUAUCAGAAUAACUAAGGCAUGCAGACAUCAUCCGCCUUGUACAGUCGUUCCAUCAUGUCAAAGAGCGAAUGUUUUAAACAACAAUUGUGAAUAUAUACCGCCUUGUUUGCAUCGUCCACGUUGCGUUAAUCUACCACUUUGUGUCCCAUUUUCUAAAAGUCUACAUUACGAAGAAGGACAACCAAAAUUCGUCGAUGAUAUUGCAAACUCAGAAUGUCCACAUAUUCCGAGAUACGUUAAGCAGAUGGGCAAAUACGGCAAAAAUAUUCACACUUUGCGAUGUGAGGAUAAAUCUACGAAUCCAAUAACGGGAGCAGAAACUUCAUUUUCGACGGCCUCAAUCACAUCUAUAGAUUCUGAAUGUCCGUCUCAUGGACGGCGAGUCAACCAAUACUUGCAAAGAACUCGGUCUCCAUCAGGUUUUCGGCCUCAUGCGGCCUAUGUCACCGCAUUUUCAGCUGUCAAAGGCCCUCAGAAUAUUAAAUAUAAUGGUAUCAACAAAUCGCACGUUCCAGAAAAUCGCGAUUGUCAGGACACUUAUCCAGUUAGAUGCCAUAGAAGCUUUAUAAAGGGUAAAUAUAAAAAGAUGUUUUCAUUGUCACGAAGAAGAAAAUCUAGACUAAGUAAUCAUCUUGUUAAUCAUAAUCCUAAAAAAACCUGCCUAAUUAAGCACUCAUAA
Molecule: messenger RNA, 2079 nt
Organism: Arctia plantaginis
Lineage: Eukaryota; Metazoa; Arthropoda; Insecta; Lepidoptera; Erebidae
Source: the annotation of a GenBank genome assembly